GGCUUUAGUGCCCGUUUAAUUUGGAGCCAAAAUAGUGGCGGAUUAUUUGCCUUUCAUUCCCCCUCUUCCUCCCCAAAAAACAAUAAAUUUGACACAACUUUGACGUCUCUCUCCACUCCCAGACGUGAAGAAUGUCGUCGAUUCCUCCUAAAUCAUUCUCCAUAGCCGCUUCCGCACCAACGCCCGGCAAGGGAUGCCUUGAUGGAACUUUUUACUUUCCGGAACAGUUGAUUCCUGAAAUAUUACUGCAUCUUCCGGUCAAGCAUCUCCUUCGCAUUAGAUGUGUGUGUAAACCAUGGUGUUCUCUUAUUGAUAGCCCAAGCUUUGUCAAAAGACAUCUGCAAAGAAACAUUGAAACAAACCCUGAUUCUCAUAUCAUUUUAAGAUCUUGCUCAAGUGGUAGCAACUUUUUCAUGGCGGAUGUGCAUUCUUUAUGUAAUUCCCCUGCUGUUGAAAUAGAUGAUCCGGUCAAGACUUAUCUAUCUGGUGCUGAGUUUCUUGGUUCUUGCAAUGGCAUAGUCUGCUUGUUGAAGAAUAAUACUGAUAUUUUACUAUGGAAUCCAGCAACGAGAAAGCUUAGAGAGUUGCCUAAACCAACUAGUUUCACUCUUCCUUCCAGUUUUAUGGGGUUUUCUAUAUUUGGUUUCGGGUAUGAUCACCUCAAUGAUGACUAUAAGGUUGUGAAAAUUUUUGAUUAUCAGAUUUGGGGAAUGUUGGUGACCGUAUACAGCCUAAAAAAUGAUUCAUGGAGACAGGCUGAAGCCAUUCCCAAGGACAUCAGCAUAACUACAAAACGUGGUAUGUAUGCGAAUGGGUCUUUGUAUUGGGUUGCAACCAAGGACUCCCCUGUUAUAUUUGCUUUUGAUCUGGGAGUUGAAAGACACAGGGAGCUCCCGUAUCCUACUUACAACAAUGAGAAUGAUCAGACUGCCGGCAUGGGUAUGAUUAUCUUUGAUAGAUGUCUCCGCAUAAUUGAUCAUUAUUCUGGCUAUCGUACGGAUUUAUGGCUGAUGAAUGAUAAUGGAGUGGGAAAUUCAUGGUCCAUGGUACUGUCUUUGGAGCAGCGAGACACACAAGGACCUUAUACAAUUGUUUGGCAUAAUGAAUUUUCAAAAACUCGCAAUGAUUUAUUCAUAACCGUGGACGAGGAUAGGCUGGUGUGGUAUGACCAUAAAAAGAAUGAAGUUAAGAAUGUCACAAUUCGCGGGGUUCCACCUCCGUCUCAAAUGCUCGUGUACACUGAGAGUCUUGUUCAGCUUGGUUCUGAUCCCAAUUUCAACAGGAUGAAGCUGUUAAAGCAGUCAGAUAAAAAGAAAUAUAAAGGGAAACAACUAAAGAAUGACCAAAUGAGCAGUUAUCUUGCUAAGGGGUUUAAGUUGAAGCUGUAAGACGAAGGAUUGAGAAAAGGAAAGGAGUAGACUUCUUUUAUAUAUUGUUCUAGUUCUUGCAUUAAGGAAGUCGGAGUGUUCGGCAUUGCAGGGACAAUGUACUAGAAAGGUGGGCAGAAUGGAAUUUUAGAAGUUUCAUAUUUUUGAGCUAAUUUAGUAGCCUACUGUGCAUUACUUUCCGGUUUCUGUCUCAGUUUGGACUUAUCUUUUGUUAUUGGCAAGUUUUAAUGCUUCUUUAGUUGUAAUCCAGAUGGUGGCUUUAUUGACCGAAAUGUGAGGAAAUCGUGGGCUUAAGAUUAAUCUUUUUUGUGAA
This is a messenger RNA of Daucus carota subsp. sativus, 1701 nucleotides long. Its product is annotated as F-box protein CPR1. The record is from RefSeq and is a predicted model, not a curated record. Bases 132 to 1388 code for a protein of 418 amino acids. The transcript has 4 exons. Gene Ontology annotation, molecular function: protein binding. NCBI's taxonomy places the organism in Eukaryota, Viridiplantae, Streptophyta, Magnoliopsida, Apiales, Apiaceae.